GUUGCCUCGAAGUGCGCCCGCGCGGCGCCGAUGCGGCGGGGCGCCGAUGCGGGCGGCGCCGCUCUCCGCCCGCGCCCUGCCCCGGCGGCGGCUCGGCGCCGGGCGGCUGCCGGCGGGCUGCGGCUGUCGCGACGCGCCGGCGGGCGCCGUGCGGGGCGCCGCGGGCGCCCCGCCUGGCGCCGCUGGCCUCUUCGGGCAGUUCCUGUCGCCCUCGCGGGUCCACGACGUCGCGAACCCCCGUUACGCCGCGAGCCGGCCCUCGUGGGUCUCUGACGCGGGCGGCCUGCUGGGAGAGGGGGACCGCGUGAAGCUGGAGGCGCUCUGCGAGGAUGUCCAGGCCAGGUGGCACGCGGAGGUGGCCGUGGUUCUGCUUCGCUCCUUGCCGCCAGACGUGCAGCCCUCGGGGUUCGCCGCGGCCUUGCUGAACUACUGGGGUGUGGGGGACAAGACGCUGCACACUGGGCUCCUGGUCUUGCUGCUGCAGGAGCAGCGGCGCCUCGAGAUGCGCGUCGGCUUCGGCGCAGGCCGCGUGCUGGGCCCCGAGCGGCUGAGGGGCAUCCAGGAGGAGCACAUGGUGCCCGUCCUGCGCUCAGGCGCGGCGGGCGAGGCCCUGUGCGCGGGGCUGCGCGCGGUGGUCGCGGCGCUCGAGGAGGGCGCGCCGCCGCGCUGGCGGCGUGGGGGGGGCGGGGAGGCCGCGGCCGAGGAGCCGAACAGGCACGGCUUCGGCGGUGGGCAGACGCCCGUGGACGAGUUCGUGCGGGGCGCGGGCGGCGACCCGCCGGGUGGCCCCGGGGUCAUGUCGGCCGACAUCGAGAAGAAGCUCGCGUACAUCAACUCCCAAAAGGGCGGCGGCGGCGGCGGAGGUGGAAGUGGCCCAGGGGUAGACGGACUCGCGCACGACCUCGACUCAGUCAAGUACGACCUCGGUGAGCUGAAGGACAUCGUCAAUGGUAACAAGAACGACACCGCUCAGGUCAAGCGCAUCGUGCUUGCUUGCGAGCGCGACAUGGAGGACUUCACAGCUGCCAUGGACGCCGUGAAUGUAGAUCUCGACGAGAUGCGUGCGCGGGUGGACUCGACGCACUCUAUCAUCACUUCGAGGCAGCGCGUGGAGGCGACUGUGACAGCGGAGAUCUCCACCAUGCGUCUGGACAUGGGUGACAUGCAGGAAGCCCUGAAGGCCCAUGACGCCUGGAUGGAGGACGUGUCGCAGAGCUUGCAGGAGGCGCACGAGCGCUGCCACCAGCUGUCCGAGGACAUUGCGGACGUGCGCGACCAGACCCAGCACAAGCUCGACAACAAGGUAGACGUUGCGGCGUGGAACGAGACGAACGAUGACCACGAGGAGUCGGUGAAGACGGUACGCGACAUGGCCUCCGCCCUCCGCCUCGAGGCCGACACUCGCCGCAGGAGCGCGCGCCUGGCUUUGGGGGGGUAG
Messenger RNA from Prorocentrum cordatum, 1438 nucleotides. Lineage: Eukaryota; Dinophyceae; Prorocentrales; Prorocentraceae. The record is from the annotation of a GenBank genome assembly.